Paracoccidioides brasiliensis Pb18 is the source of this 2169-nucleotide messenger RNA. RefSeq lists its product as uncharacterized. Gene Ontology annotation, cellular component: nucleus. Gene Ontology annotation, molecular function: cysteine-type deubiquitinase activity; ubiquitin binding. The transcript is spliced from 11 exons. Gene Ontology annotation, biological process: protein K48-linked deubiquitination. The coding region runs from base 1 to 2169 and encodes 722 amino acids. The record is from RefSeq and is a predicted model, not a curated record.
AUGAAAGCCAUGUCUGCUUUUAAUCUUCAAGGCUGGCUAGGAGCGUCUCCGGCAGCAUACUUGGAAGAGCUUUGCUUGGGUGAUAUAGUACUCCUCGGCACUGUGACACGUCUAGGCGCAACAAUCGAACAGAAUGAACCUAAGUCGAUCCUAGGGAGGGGAAGAAUGCAUGUAUCAGAGGAUCAAGUCUUGGGCUAUCCCAAACGCAGGCCGGCCCCGUGGAAUUUGCAAAAGUGUGAGCCUGCCGGCAUAGAUAGUUUGAGAACAUGUAGCGAAGUCAACCGGCAGUUUCCCACUCUUCCGGAGGCUGAUGGUGGAGGAGGCUUGACAAUUCCAAGCAACGACCCCUUGGCGAGAAGUAAAAGCUGCAGCAGAAUUUUGGCAACGCUUGGAUCAAUUCGUGCCUUGACCGGAUUGUUUCUGCAUGUGCAGGUUCGGCUUGCCGCAUACAUGACAAUCCCACACCAAUCACUAUUUGCUAGCUUCUCGGGAGCCAAAUUGACGAUUCGCCUUGUGCAUGUGUUUACUGCCGAUGUCCUCAUUUUCGCACCUGAUAUUUGCGCCACUUUUAAGUUUUCGCUUCAGAAAAUCCGCUGCAAAGGCGAUUAUUUGCUUCAAGGCACGUUCCAGCCGCAACGCAGUGGUGACGGCAUCCACCAUUCGACACGAGGGGUUCCUCAGAAGGGGUGUUGCUAUUGUCCAGCUCGCCGGGUUGCAUAUCAAUAUCGCUCUUCUCCGUAUUCCGUACAUAAGGUCGCCUCCGCUUCCAUAAUAAUACACAGCAGGAAUCUGUCACUGUCAAUUGACACAUAUCAGGCUGCUCCGUCAUUCCGACGUUUAUUUCGAGCCCCCUACCUGGAUAAUUUCCACCGAACAACACAUUACAGCCCCACCAUAAGCACUGUUCCUUCUCCAGGCAAUAUGGCAGACCCAGACCAUAUGGCGGAGUUCCAGAAGCUCUCCAAUCAGUAUGAACCGGAUUUACAGGGUCCCCUCGUUGGUCAAAAACAGUCCAGCAGCACGAUAACCUCCGAAUAUGCAAACGCAGAUCCGAUAUAUGUUGCAAAGACUAUUGCGCUCUCACACACCCAUUCUCAUUAUCGUAUUAUGAAAGGGGAUGGAAACUGUGGAUGGAGAGCAAUUGCUUUCGGAUAUUUCGAGUCUUUGUUCAACCUGAGAGAUGCUGCAAAAGUGACCCAAGAGUUGGCGCGGAUGAAAUCCUUGAAUGAGCUUUUGGACUCCACUGGAUGCCAAGAGCAUCUCUAUGAAAUGUUCGUUGAUGCAACGGAGGAGCUUCUUACCCGUAUAUCUCAGGAGAUUGAAAAAGGAAGCUAUGACGAUUCAUUCCUCUUGCAAGCGUUUAAUGAUGAAUAUAAUUCAUCCUCUAUCAUUAUGCAUUUUAGGUUGGUGACUAGUGCAUGGAUGAAGCUGAAUCCGAGUCGCUACGCGGACUUCCUCGGAAUUCCCCUUGUUGACUACUGCACAAGAACAAUCGAAACUGUUAAAAGUGAAAUCGACCAAAUUGGGAUUCAGGGGCUGUUCGACGGAGUCAUUGGGGCGUCCGGAUUUGCCAUUGAGAUUCUUUAUCUGGAUCGGAGUGAAGGAACUCAAGUAACCCCACAUUUGCUCUCACCCAAUAAUCCUAUAGCGACGAUCAUGCUUCUUUAUCGACCGGGUCACUACGAUCUUCUUUACCGAACCGAGCAGCCAAUCCAAAACCAGGAAAUAACCCAGGUCAAUUACCAAUAUUCUAUGACUUCUGACUAUGCCUCUUGGUAUUCAAAUGCCCUGCCAUUUGAUCUAAACCCAACUUUGAUGGCCAUACCGAGUCUCCCAUUCGACACGACCAGUGUUCCGUCGCCACUGCAUGCCAGCCAGUCGCACACAUAUCCCAUGCACAUCAACUCUAGUAUUCGCCCUCCACUAGCUCCUCGGUCUCCACCAGCUCCAUCCGAACAUUCUUCAUUCCCCGGUUUCCACAUCAGCCGAGUUUCCACUCCGGGUAAAUCCUCAGAGCUCCAGAUCAGGAUGAACCCCUUAGUAUGUGAACCGAUGAAUACUCUCCCGCUGACGUCUGUACCAUUCCGCAACUCUCCUAAUAACCUUGCGCAUUUCCAAAACCCCGAUUUCCAGCCAUCCCAAUGGGACCCGAACGAGGAGUAUAAGUAG